AUGUACAAUCAGAGCAGGGGUGAGGGGGCAUCAACCAUUCGUGCUACCAUCCUUGUACCCGUGUGUGAGCCUAGGGCUCUUCAUCAAGGAAGAAGUUAUCCCCAAAAAGAUGGUCCCAACAAAAGUAAGUACCUAGACAGAGCCAAUAAUUUGUUGCCAUCCAUACUCGCGGGAAAUUUUGAAAAAAAACAGAAAGCCAAUAAGCGUACCUCCCAGUGGAAUGAGGAAAAGUCAAGCGAAAAUUUUUUAAAAAAAUUAAUAAAUGAAAUGAGGAAAAGGCGGAGA
Molecule: messenger RNA, 285 nt
Organism: Plasmodium cynomolgi strain B
Lineage: Eukaryota; Apicomplexa; Aconoidasida; Haemosporida; Plasmodiidae
Exons: 1
Source: RefSeq, a predicted model, not a curated record